UCUACGGUUCCUUGCGAUAAGAGGUUAUUGUUAUUAUUUCGAAUUUAUUUACCACCUGUCUUGACAAAUUUUUUUAUGGAUAUAAAACUUUUAUGCUUAUUCGUUCAACAACUUAUGUCUCAUCAUAAUCACUAAAAUACCUGUAAGCAACAUGACCAUUGAUUUGCCACCAUAUGUGGUAUGCAAUGCCACAAAUGCACAUGGUGGCCUCAUGAGAUAUGCGUAGAUCUUACUGCAACUGUUUGCAAUAGACUCAACAAAUUUGAUGACAGGUGGGUAAUGGACACAAGUAAUAUAAAUUUUGAGGACACGCUAAGUAAUAUAAUCAGUCUUCCUACCGGAUUGAGGGAAAUAUUGUCAAUAGCUCUGAAAGAAAUCAGGUCCAAAACGUAUAGCCAACGAAAGAUAAGCGGCGGGCUCCAACUCCACUUGAGAUAUAUUGUAACUCAUCACAUCAACAUCAAUGGUGUUAGAUUACCUUGGCAAGCUUCCGUCUCCUAGCUUAAACUCUCCAAAUGCAACUGUGGUGUCUAGGAUGACUACCGUAGACGACUAGACCCCCAUAAAUAGCGUUAGAAACUUCAGCAUUGAAAGUCAUUAAAGCCUAGGUCUUGGAGAAAUUAUUCAGUGGUUCGACUAUAUAAUAUACUACCAAGGUUGUCUUACCGUAAAACAAAAAGGACUCCGACCUCUACGUACCCAGAGACCUAGGAAAUCAAUCAAGGUUCAUGAUAAUCCCUUAAUAGUCAUGAAUCUAGGGGACUGCUCUGAUAUAUUCCUCAGUUUACAAGACAAAGAUGAUAGGAUGUUUUCGGAUGAUCUAAAUAAAAAGCUCGAGUUUCUCAAAAUUAAACUAACAACGGUCGUACAACGUACCCGAGGCAAGGAUACGAAGCUGCCGUGACAUCGCGUUACAUUCGCUAGUGCUGACGGCGUGGUGGAUAUUUUACUUGUCAGUUAAUUGCUCAAAUCUGUAAGGUAUAUGAGAUUGUUGUAGGAAAUUCAAACUUUGUAACCCACGUCCGCCAGCAUCCUCUACUACCUUUCCCCAUAAUGUGACGUGGUCAGCAUGACGUAUCACUAAAGGUUGGGCGACAUCAAAUAUAAAUAAGUACGGAUCUAGCUCCGAGCUCUGUCGCUCUAAUAAGUACAGAUCUCCAAGAAUGGAUUUUAAAGUUGCUUCGUACUUUUGAUCGAUCGUCAACCAGAAACUCAGUCUAGGUUUGGUACGGCUAGAAAGCUUGGAUAACCUGUGUUGUUCCUGAUUAUGGUCUCUCACUUCUUCCCACUUCUAAUGCAUUGACAACGUUUUGUAGCAAGGAGUUUCACUAGUUGAUGAUUUGAUGUGAAAGUUGGUAGUCAGCUGACAAGUAAUUGGUCAUGACCUUGUGGAAUUUAUUGGGAUGUCCUCGUAAAUUCUUCUGUAAGACGGGAAAAUGUGUACUUUAGAUGGGAAAUUAUUAUUAAGCAGAUUAAAGAUAGUGAUUAAGUCAUGUCUAAUCCUUUUGUAUUACAAAGGGUAAUAGGCUUUGUUCAGCCAGCCUCUUAUGCACUGACUGCGAAACUACCUUAAGGCUCUCAACUAGACACUUUUCCAACCAGACAACUUGGGGCAAACCCAUGCGGUUUGUUAGUGUCCAACUAUAAAAAUAUUUAUCCAUAAAACAAAGUUACCGCUCGUCCCAAUAUAUUCAACUUGGAUAACAGCCCGUUGUAUGAGACUGUCAAAAGCUUUGUUGAAGCCAAUGAAGGCUAAAUCUAUAAGCAGCUUUUGAUCUUUCAUGUCACACUAACAUACUCGUGUUACCAAUAAGUUGGUGAGAUAUGAGUAAACUAUAAUUAAAAAAAUUGCUUUUCAAAGGAAAUGAAAGGGGUGUAAUGCAACAGAAUCAAUAUAAACUGAAAGGAUUAUGGAUUUCUGCUCCGAAAGACUUAUCGCUCACAGGUGGUGUAAAAAAGUGAGAUUCUGAAACAGCGAUACAGCUGAAAUUAAAUGCCGGAGAUAAAGAUCUCAAAAAUAUGGGUUUUAGGGGGGUUGGGCUUCUGAAGCGAACAAUUCCGAAGCCGGUUUGGGUGCAGUACGAAUUCGUUUAAAUGGUUUUCAUGUUACGAAAAUGUUCAAAACUUGCUUAACAAAUCGUUACAACUCUGCGUACAGACAGACUCUAAUGAACUGUAUGUAGUCGCCGUGACGAUCGUGGCUAAUUCAGUCGAUAGAGUACGUGAGUUUGAGAAAUUCGAAUAAGAGGUGGUUAAAACCAAAAGCAUAAAAGGCGAGGGGUAACAUCAUAGCAUCUCUUUGACUGUUGUGGUUGUCAAUAUAUAGUUAGUGAUCUGGUUGUGUCCAUGUUUUCACUAAUUUCAGUCACAAUAAUUUCAAGUAUUUUUCGUUUUAAAUGAACCACUCAGUGUUGUAUACCACGAUAGCUUUUAUUUAUCUGAUCCCCGUUCGCAAAUACUUUUAAUGAAUCGGUUACUUUAUAUCAUGUGUUCAUAUGUAUUUAUUUAUCAAAUGAGAUGUCACCUCACUGUUUCCGUUAAAUUGUGUUAAUAUUCUAGUCUUUGAAUGCUUCUAUCAAGUGUCCGUUAUGGACGUUUCAUACCCUGGAAAUCAAUGCCCGGUAGUGUUUGGGGUGGUAAACAACGGAAAAUCCCCCGUUUAACUAAUGCGCGCAAAGAAGCGUUUUUGGAUGAGCUUCUUAUUUCUCGCCAAAACCAUAUGUACCUUCAGAAACCGUAUUUCAGUGAAGAAGUUGAAGCUGCUACUCUAGCUGAUGAGAAAAUGCGUGAAUUGCAAAUGGAAGAUAUGAUUUUCUAUGACCGAUAUGCUAAACAAUUCAAUCGUCGUUUUCCUACACGUAAUCUGGAAACAUUUUGGGAUAAAUUGUCAAAAACUAAACGUUAUGAUGUUUGA
Schistosoma mattheei is the source of this 2914-nucleotide messenger RNA. Lineage: Eukaryota; Metazoa; Platyhelminthes; Trematoda; Strigeidida; Schistosomatidae. The record is from the annotation of a GenBank genome assembly.